This is a messenger RNA of Fonsecaea multimorphosa CBS 102226, 1320 nucleotides long. RefSeq names its product 26S protease regulatory subunit 6A. NCBI's taxonomy places the organism in Eukaryota, Fungi, Ascomycota, Eurotiomycetes, Chaetothyriales, Herpotrichiellaceae. The transcript is spliced from 2 exons. Gene Ontology annotation, molecular function: proteasome-activating activity; ATP binding; ATP hydrolysis activity. The record is from RefSeq and is a predicted model, not a curated record. Bases 1 to 1320 code for a protein of 439 amino acids. Gene Ontology annotation, cellular component: proteasome regulatory particle, base subcomplex. Gene Ontology annotation, biological process: proteasome-mediated ubiquitin-dependent protein catabolic process.
AUGUCGACGUUAGAGGAUCUCGAUGACAUGGAGCGCGAUGAGAAGGAGCAGAGAAAGGACGGCGAUGACAAGGACAAGAAACCUACGUCCAACGGCGAUGCCAAAGAUGCCGAGAUGAAGGACGCCGAUUCUAAAAAGGAUGAGGAAGAACAAUACAUCGAUGAUGAGAUUCUUCAGUCAAGUACUAGAGACAUCAUCAACCGGCGGCGACUACUCGAAAACGAAAUGAAGAUCCUCAAGAGCGAGUUUCAGCGGUUAAAACACGAGGAAACCACAAUGAAGGAGAAGAUCAAGGACAAUUUGGACAAGAUCGAGCAAAAUCGGCAAUUACCAUACCUUGUGGGCAAUGUUGUCGAACUCCUUGACCUCGACGUCGAAGCUGAAGCAGCCGAAGAAGGAGCAAACAUUGAUCUCGACGCCACGCGGGUGGGCAAGUCGGCCGUGAUCAAGACAAGUACUCGACAGACUAUCUUCUUACCUCUGAUCGGUCUGGUGGACCACAACAAACUGAAACCUGGCGAUCUCAUUGGUGUCAACAAGGAUUCGUACCUCGUCUUGGAUACGCUGCCCGCUGAGUACGAUUCCAGAGUGAAGGCGAUGGAGGUCGAUGAGAAACCGACAGAGAAGUACACCGAUGUUGGUGGAUUAGAUAAACAGAUCGAAGAGCUGGUGGAAGCGGUGGUCUGGCCGAUGAAAGAGGCAGAGCGAUUCAAAAAGAUCGGCAUCAAGGCGCCUAAGGGUGCGUUGAUGUAUGGACCUCCCGGCACGGGCAAGACGCUCCUCGCUCGUGCCUGCGCCGCCCAAACAAACGCAACCUUCCUGAAGCUCGCGGGUCCCCAACUUGUGCAGAUGUUCAUAGGUGACGGUGCCAAGUUGGUCCGAGACUGCUUCGCCCUUGCAAAGGAGAAGGCCCCAUCGAUCAUCUUCAUUGACGAGCUGGAUGCUGUCGGUACCAAACGUUUCGACUCCGAAAAGAGCGGUGAUCGCGAGGUCCAGCGGACAAUGUUGGAACUGCUCAACCAGCUUGACGGUUUUGCUUCAGACGAAAGAAUCAAGGUCCUAGCCGCCACGAACCGAGUUGAUGUUCUCGAUCCUGCCUUGCUUCGAUCUGGUCGUUUGGAUCGGAAGAUCGAGUUCCCCUUGCCGAAUGAAGAAUCCCGGGCGCAGAUUUUGCGGAUCCAUUCCCGAAAGAUGACCAUCGACGAGGGCAACAUCAACUUUGAUGAAUUGGCGCGGUCCACGGAUGAAUUUGGAGGUGCACAGCUCAAGGCCGUCUGUGUCGAAGCAGGUACGUCGUUGCUCAUCGUCCUUAUCUGGUGA